CACACACACACACACACACACACAUCCCACCGCUGCCAGAAUCUUCUGUGCUUCUGUAGCCCAGUGGUUAUUGUACCUGCCUUACAGAUGACAGAGUUCAGAGUAGAAACAAAGAAGUAUUCAGCUGUAGAGUAUAAUACCUGUCAUGUACUGCGAGUUUAUAAAAAGCCUAUAAUUAGAGGCUGUAUUUUUCUUUUAUCUUGUCAAACCACUAUUUUUUCUUCCGGUGAAAACUCUUUCUUAUUUUUUUUAACAAAGUCUGAGAGAAAACUGUUAUAUUUUCCCCUGAAGUUGCAUCAACACGAGGAGCCGAAGACGGAUAAGGUCAGACGGGCUGUGGACAUCAAAGUCUGGCACAUACUAUGGCCUCCAACCCCAGACCUUUGAAGGUUUAGUAUUCACCACAAACAACAGAUCAAUACCGCUGGACACGAGUGGACAGGAGUGAGAAGGAACGGGGCCAGGAACCACAGCUUUGGUCCAGGAACCACAGCUUUGGUCCAGGAACCACAGCUUUGGUCCAGGAACCACAGCUUUGGUCCAAACCAGGAGGUUUAUUUCUCUGUUGUUGUUGUUGUUCAUUUCACUUAGAGACAGUAAUGUCACAUAAAAUCCACAGGUGGUUAACUGUGAGGACCAGCAGGGGGACAUGUGUGUUAAAUUACACUCUGCCUCACACACACACACAGACAGACAGACACACACCAUCCAUCAGCAGUCAGAGGAGGUCUCACUCUGCUGCUAAAUCAGUCAACCAAAAUACCCAGAGGAGCUGUGAUCAAUAGCUGUGUGUGUGUGUGUUCAUCGAAUUCUAUCUUUGAUUGAUUCUUACACACACACACACAUACAUAAAACUUAAACUAGCUAGAUUAUUGGUUUUGUGACGUCACACGUGCCAGGAAUUGUUGGUUGAUUUCUGUCAUCAAUCACUGUGAGCUAAUUGUUGUGUCCCCUCGUGAUUAGUGUUGAUGGUUACGGGGACACCUGAUCACAUGGUUCCUGUUACAACCCGAGCCGUGCGUAAAGGCGGAGUCAGCGGGGACGCGCCUCCAACCACAGACAGACAGACACGAGAGAGAGAGGGAGAGAGAGAGAGAGAAGAGAAAGGGAGCUUUAGUUGACAUUUCGUGACAAACCGCGUCUUCUUCCUGUGGCUGAACAUCUCUCUCUCUCUCUCUCUCUCUUUGUUGUUCUUUUCCCGUUCGGCUCAGUUCGGCUCAGUUCGGCUCGGUGAACACCUCCCGUCCGUCUGGAGCUGCAGGAGCAGCGCGGUGAGACACCGGGACGCAGCAGCAGCAGCAGCAGCGUGAACCGCCGAACUUCAGGCUGCGGUGCCCGCAGCGGCUGAUGUACAGGGUCCGCCUUUUUGUGUGGAACUCCAAGUCCUAAACUUGUUGCUUGUGAAAGAAACGGUCUGAGUCGUUAUAACCUGUGAGUUUUUAAGUACUUUUUCCACUUUUGCUGCUCUUUGGUUUCGCGCGUCAGUUUUCCUGCGUAGAAAAACUCCGUUUGGUGUUUCCUCCACCUGCUGCCCGGCUCUCUCUCCUCUCCCCCCGCAUGUUUUUCCUGCUCCUCACGGCUCUGUGAACCGCAGCAGCAGCAUCAUGGCUGGAGUCGCGGCGUGGCUGCCCUUUGCCCGGGCUGCAGCCAUCGGCUGGAUGCCGGUGGCCCGGGCGCCGAUGCCGUUCCCGCCGAGGGAGAAACGGCGGGAACAGGGCUCGCUGAUCAUACUGAACGUGAGCGGCACAAAGUUCCAGACGUGGCGGGACACAUUGGAACGGUACCCGGACACCCUGUUGGGCAGCACCGAGCGGGACUUUUUCUUCCACGAGGAGACCAACGAGUACUUCUUCGACCGCGACCCGGAUAUUUUCCGACACAUUCUAAAUUUCUACCGCACAGGGAAGUUGCACUACCCGCGCCAGGAGUGCAUCUCAGCGUUUGACGAGGAACUGUCCUUCUUUGGUAUCAUUCCAGAGAUCAUUGGUGACUGCUGCUACGAGGAAUACAAGGACCGCAGGCGGGAGAACCAGGAGCGGAUCCAGGACGACGAGGAGGAUGAGCAGAGCAAUGAACUGUCCACCCAGGACUUGAACUUCCGAGACACCAUGUGGCGCGCCUUUGAGAACCCCCACACCUCCACCAUGGCUUUGGUUUUCUACUACGUCACCGGUUUCUUUAUCGCGGUGUCGGUUAUGGCCAACGUGGCUGAGACGGUUCCCUGCGGUGCGAUGCUAAACCGCGUCAAGGAACUAUCGUGUGGUGAGCGGUAUGCGUUGGCCUUCUUCUGCCUGGACACGGCGUGUGUCAUGAUCUUCACGGUGGAAUACCUGCUGCGCCUCUUCGCGGCACCGAGUCGCUUCAAGUUCGUCAAAAGCGUCAUGAGCGUCAUCGACGUGGUGGCCAUCAUGCCGUACUACAUCGGUCUGGUCAUGACGGACAACGAGGACGUCAGCGGCGCCUUCGUCACCCUGCGGGUUUUCCGGGUCUUUAGGAUCUUCAAGUUCUCGCGGCACUCUGCUGGACUUCGUAUCCUGGGCUACACGCUGAAGAGUUGUGCGUCCGAACUGGGCUUCCUGCUUUUCUCGCUGACCAUGGCCAUCAUCAUCUUCGCCACCGUCAUGUUCUACGCAGAGAAGGGUUCCAGCGGCAGCACCUUCAGCAGCAUCCCCGCAGCCUUCUGGUACACCAUCGUCACCAUGACCACACUGGGAUAUGGUGACAUGGUCCCAAAGACCAUCAUGGGGAAGAUCUUUGGCUCCAUCUGCUCGCUGAGCGGCGUUCUUGUUAUCGCUCUGCCCGUGCCUGUCAUCGUCUCCAACUUCAGCCGCAUUUAUCACCAAAGCCAGAGGGCGGAGAAGAGGCGAGCACAGAAGGCAUCAAAGGAGGCGGGACAGGCGCUCGUGUGUAAAACCAAUCAGAACAUUGACGUACACCGCCAUCACCUGCUGCACUGUCUGGAGACGACCACGAACCACGAGUUCGUGGACGAGAAGACGUACGAGGCCGGCUACCGGGAGGUGAUGCUGGCCAAGCAGGUUUCCUCCGCCUCCGCCUGCUCCUCUCCUCAUGGCCUCACGUCCUGCUGCUCACGACGCAAGAAGCAGGAGACGUACAAGGUCCCCAACUCCAACAUGUGUGCCGGCCUCCAGGACAGCAUCCAGGAGCUGAGCACCAUCCAGAUCAGAGAGAGACCGCUCACUAACAGUCGUUCCAGCCGAUCCAGUCUGAACGCCAAGUUUGAAGAGACCGUUCCUCUGAACUGCGAGAACUUCCUCACCGCCGCCGUCAUCACCGUGCCCACGCCACCUGCCACGACUCCCGAAGGCGAGGACUCCGCCCAGGCUAACGUAGUUCGAGUGUCAGCCCUCUAGGUAACACCAACCUCCUCUCGAACACGGUAAUAAAACCCACCAGCAGGGGGCUCAGCUGAGUGAUGUUGAUGUUCACAGUCAAAGUGAUGCUAGUUCAGGCGCUCAGUUGGUUCACUCAUGGAAGGAAGGAUGUCAUUGGUGAAGGCGCGUCAGCAAACGCUACCUUGGUUUUCCAACAUUUUUUUUUUUUUAAAACACAAAAGACUGAUAAUAAUGUAGCUUUGUGACUUUUUACCUGAUUUUAAAGAAGUCCUCAGUCUUACUAGCAUCUCAGCACAGAGGAAUUCUGGGUACAUUAUAUGUAGCUAGCAUAGCACAAAGAUAGCAUUUCUGUGUGAACCUGCUAAGCACAACCACGUCCAAGAGUCAGCAGGUUAACCUUUAAACUGAAUUAUCAGGAAACUGUCCUUUUUUGGUUGUAUAAAACGGUUUUGUAGCAUGUUGCUAUAUCAGGUGUUGAAUUUACAGUGGGCACUAAUUGCUAACAGUCUUCCAAUGGUACCGAAAAACACCACAGAGUUUAUAUGUUCUUGUUUGUGUGAGGUGAUAAAGGACGUUUUAUUUCUAAGUUAUGCCGACGACGUCCUCAUCGAUUUCUCAGAAUAUGAACCUGCAUUUAUUUUUUCCCUCGUUUGUUUGGUCAAUCAAUGUUUGAACUUCAAAAUUAUAAAUAUCUGACCUCAAUGACUCGCAAUGCAGUGCAAUGCAUUUGAGUCCGAUUUUUAUUUUUGUGUUGUGUUACAUUCCUAGUGAAUUUUAUGUGAUAUCUGAAAUUAAAGGUGGGAAGUCAAGGACACAUCUGUCCUGUGUUGGUAAAAUGUUUACGAAGCAAAAUAGUCGAGGUAUAGGUAUAGUGCCUAAUAAACUGAGAAAUGGGUAAAAAUGAUAAGAUAUAUUUAAAUUUGAAAUUAUUUUUUUUGCUAAAUAAAAAGCUAAAAAUGACUAAACUAAAGAAAUGUUGUUAAAUAUAAAAGUUCUGUUUGGUUUUAUACUUACUAAUUUAUUCUCAAUGAUUUUACUGUUAGUUAUUUAUUUUUACUAUUUAACAUAUAUCAACUUGUCAUUUUUUGAUACUUGCUAUUGCACUUUUCUCAAAUUGUCUUAUUUAUCUGUCUAUUUAAAGUAAACUACAGUGUUUCUUUGUCUGUUCUUUGUAUAUGACCACGAAAAAAACCCGACUGUACAGACUCAGAGUCCACUUGUUAUAAUAUUCCUUAUGUAGCAUUGAUUUGGAUUGAA
Cynoglossus semilaevis (tongue sole) is the source of this 4613-nucleotide messenger RNA. Its product is annotated as potassium voltage-gated channel subfamily D member 2. Gene Ontology annotation, cellular component: neuronal cell body; postsynaptic membrane; dendritic spine. Lineage: Eukaryota; Metazoa; Chordata; Actinopteri; Pleuronectiformes; Cynoglossidae. Gene Ontology annotation, biological process: action potential; potassium ion transmembrane transport; protein homooligomerization. Gene Ontology annotation, molecular function: protein binding; A-type (transient outward) potassium channel activity. The transcript is spliced from 5 exons. The coding region runs from base 1605 to 3374 and encodes 589 amino acids. The record is from RefSeq and is a predicted model, not a curated record.